AUGUCGGCUCCUGCCACUCCGGCCGCCCAGAGGAGGAGGCUUAGCUUCUUGUUCGACAUUGGGCGGCCGGUUUUGUCCCCUGUGAUAGAGCCGGAUCGGCCGGAGGAGAUCACGACUAGCUCAGGGUUGGUGCUGGGGGGCGGCCAAGGGGGAGAGGAAGCGCCAGGCGAAGGGAAAGGGGCUACUUUUGAGGCGCCUCAAAAGCUGGGGGGGGGAGGCCAAGGGGAAGAGGAAGCGCCAGGCGGAGGGGAAGGGGCAGACGAAGAGGAAGUGGCAGGAGGGGCGGAAACUACAGGGGGAAGGGAAGGGGCAGGGGGAGGGGAAGAGGCAGGGGAAGGGGAAGUGGCAGAGGGGAGGGAAGGGGCAGGGGGAGGGGAAGGGGUUGAGGGAGGGGAAGGGGGGAAGCGUGGGGGAGAAGGAGGGCUUGGCGCUUUUUCUGGUGCUGUCGCUGAAGCUAAGACGGGAUAUGGAAUUGAAGGGCUUAGCGUUGCUUCCGGUGAUGUUGCCGAAGGUGAAACUGAAUAUAGAGCGGAAGGGCUAAGCGCUGCUUCUGGUGUUGGUGCUGAAUCUAAGACUGGGGGGCUGUUUCUGCUGGCGAUUGGGCUUACCAUUGGCAACUUUGUCCUCUCUGCCCUCUCUGCCCUCUCUGCCCUCUCUGCCCUCUCUACCCUCCCUCCCCUCCCUGCCGCUCCCUGCCCCUCCCUGCCCCUCCCUGCCCCUCCCUGCCCCUCCCUGUCCCCCCUGCCCCUCCCUGUCCCCUCCCUGCCCUCCAUGCCCCUCCGUGCCCCUCCAUGCCCCUCCGUGCCCCUCCGUGCCCCUCCGUGCCCCUCUCUGCCUUCACCUCCCCAGGUGGAAGCAGGCGACACCAUGUGUGGAAUCGUUGACCGCUACUGCGUGGAAGAAGGCGACACCAUGUGUGGCAUAGCUGAUCGCUACUGCGUGCGAGUGGAUGCAAUGAAAGAGGCGAACCAGGAGGGGCUAGUGGAAGAUCCAGAUGUGAGACCUGGUGACACUGUGUGUGCCAUUGCUGACAAGUACUGCCUUCACCCCGACACGGUGAUUGACGCAAACGAGGGCAGGAUGGCCAAGGACCCUGAUAUGAUUUUCCCCGGCGAUUUGAUCUUCAUUCCCAAAUGA
Molecule: messenger RNA, 1137 nt
Organism: Closterium sp. NIES-65
Lineage: Eukaryota; Viridiplantae; Streptophyta; Zygnematophyceae; Desmidiales; Closteriaceae
Source: the annotation of a GenBank genome assembly